Molecule: messenger RNA, 2565 nt
Organism: Anopheles coustani
Lineage: Eukaryota; Metazoa; Arthropoda; Insecta; Diptera; Culicidae
Gene: CngA
Product: cyclic nucleotide-gated cation channel subunit A
Exons: 12
Coding region: 1-2565 (854 amino acids)
Biological process (GO): monoatomic cation transmembrane transport
Cellular component (GO): intracellular cyclic nucleotide activated cation channel complex; plasma membrane
Molecular function (GO): intracellularly cAMP-activated cation channel activity; protein-containing complex binding; cGMP binding
Source: RefSeq, a predicted model, not a curated record
AUGUGGACCUACAUGAUGGCAGCGGCCCGAGGUGACCGGGCAAUGUCAUCGAUAUCGUCACGUCAUCAGAGCAAUCGGAAUGAGUUUGAUUCACCAAGCAUUUACCACUUCAAUCGAGUGCAACGACCACUGUACAACACGACGCACCGGGCACCACAGCUCUCCAAUGGACCAGUCAGCAUCAGUACGACUCCGUUCGGGAGCAACACGAUCUACCAGAGCUACAUGCCGCAGACCGCAUCGCUCGACAGCUUCAACAGUGUGGCCACGAACCCCAGCUUCUCGACCACGGGCGAACCGACGCCACCGCCGACGGUCGGAGCGGCGGCCCCGGUCCCUCCCGGGCCCGCCACGGUCGCCGGGACGCUGCCGUUCACGACGCGCAACCGGCCCGAGGUAGCCACCGACCAUCCGGCCGGCGCCACACCGAAGAACAACCAUCUAAGUCAAGCUGUGAUAGAAAGUGAGCGGAACGACUUUCAGGAACCGUCGUCCGGACGGCGGAGCAAACUGUCCUCCCUGCGCCGCUCGCUGAACGCGCUCCGCUGUAGGAUAUCGAAACGGGGCCGCUCGAAGCCGCCCGACCAAUUCCUGGACAAAUUUUCCGCCGCCUCCGCCACCUCCGACACCCGCUUGCACCAGGCCGGCUGCGUCGCGCCGCAGGCCGUCCCCUCCGAUGGCGUCUGCAGCCGCCUGUCGGUCGAUCCGUCCCUGCCGUCGCACUAUCGGUGGCUCUCCCUCGUUUCGUUGGCUGUACUGUACAAUAUCGUGUUUGUGAUAGGACGGGCGGUCUUCUGGGAGCUGAACAAGCAAGCAUCGGUGCUCUGGUGGAUCCUAGACUAUCUGUGUGAUUUCAUCUACUUGGCCGACACGCUGGUGCAUUGCCACGAGGGCUACCUGGAACAGGGACUGCUGGUGCGCGAUGCGUCCAAGUUGCGGAAGCACUACUUCUCCAAGCAGCGCUGGUGGCUCGACGUCGUCUCGAUGCUGCCGACCGAUCUGGCCUACAUCUGGUGGGCCCCGAGUUCCUGCGCCGCCACCCGGCUACCGUGUCCAAUUAUAGUUAGAAUUAAUAGGUUACUGCGUCUUCCAAGAAUGUGGGAAUGGUUCGAUCGGACGGAAACGGCCACCGGCUACCCGAACGCCUUUAGGAUAUGUAAAGUUGUUUUAGCUAUACUAGUACUCAUCCACUGGAACGCGUGUCUGUACUUUGCGAUCAGCUACGCGCUCGGCUUCAGCACCGACAACUGGGUGUACAACAUCAACGGGCCGAAGAAUCUGACCCUGUCGCGGCAGUACAUCUACAGUUUCUACUGGUCGACGCUGACGCUGACCACGAUUGGUGAGACGCCAACGCCGGAGAACGACGCCGAGUAUCUGUUCGUCGUCGCGGACUUCCUGGCCGGUGUGCUCAUCUUCGCCACCAUCGUCGGAAACAUCGGUUCGAUGAUAUCGAACAUGAACGUAACACGGGUCGAAUUCCAGAACCGGAUGGACGGUGUCAAGCAAUACAUGGCCUUUCGAAAGGUUGGCGGUGAGCUGGAGGCGAGGGUCAUCCGAUGGUUCGCGUACACCUGGGCCCAGAGUGGGGCGCUGGACGAGGAGCGCGUGCUGGCGGCGCUGCCCGACAAGCUGAAGGCCGAGAUUGCGAUACGGGUUCAUAUGGACACGCUGCGGCAGGUCCGCAUCUUCCAGGACUGCGAGCCGGGGCUGCUGGAGGCGCUUGUACUAAAGCUCAAACUUCAGGUGUUCAGCCCGGGCGACUACAUCUGCCGCAAGGGCGAUGUCGGCAAAGAGAUGUACAUCGUGAAGCGGGGGAGCCUUUCGGUGGUGGCUGACGAUGGCAUCACCGUGUUGGCUACGCUCGGGGCCGGCUCGGUGUUUGGCGAGGUGUCCGUUCUGGAAAUUGCUGGCAACCGUACCGGAAACCGCCGUACGGCCAACGUACGUUCGAUCGGCUACUCGGAUCUGUUCUGCCUGGCGAAACGUGACCUCUGGGAAACGCUCGCCGACUAUCCGGAGGCCCGGGCCUCGCUAACCGAGCGGGGAUGUCAAUUACUGCGGAAGGAUGGUCUGCUGGAUGAGGCGGUGUUUGCCAAUGCUCAGCAGACGCAGGACUCGCUCGAAAGUGGCGUCGCCCGAUUGGAGCAGACGGUGGAAAACCUAAACCUUCGGCUGGCCCGCCUCCUGGCCGAGUACUCCGCGAGCCAGGCCAAACUGAAGCAGCGCAUCUCGAAGUUGGAGGACAGAGUGCAAAAGUCACCGACAAGAAGGGGGGAAGCAAGAAACAACCAAAACCAUCAACAGCAGCAACAGCAACAGCAGCAGCAGCAGCAGGAACAUCCUGGAUCUUCGUCGUCAUCAGCUGCGGCACGACUUCGAUCGCAUCGACGCAAAUCGCAUUCAUCAACGACCACGACAUCGGCGGAAGCGGCAGCAGCGGCGGCAUCGGCGACGACGGCGACGGCGACAGCAGAUGAAUCCCUAACGGGUGCUCGGACGGGGUUGGGUGGGACCACUGGAAGCGUCGGGAAUGGAGUACCAGGACGUCAGAAUACGUUAUGA